Prorocentrum cordatum is the source of this 495-nucleotide messenger RNA. Lineage: Eukaryota; Dinophyceae; Prorocentrales; Prorocentraceae. The record is from the annotation of a GenBank genome assembly.
AAGGCGUACCCGCUCCUCAUCGUCCGCAUGUUCCCAGACGGGCUGCGCGGGCUCAUGAUCGUCAGCAUGGUCUUGGCCAUGAUAUCGAGCCUGGACUCCGUCUUCAAUUGCGUGUCCACGAUCUUCACGUUGGACGUGUACAAGAGGUUCAUCGACCCCGCCGCGAGCAACACGAAGCUCGUCUGGGUUGGACGCGUCAUGACCGCGGUCGCCGCCCUCGUCAGCAUCCUGUGGCUGCCGAUCAUCCACCACAAUCAGCAGGGCCUCUAUCUGGCGACGCAGAACGCGCUCACGCAUUUGAGCCCGACCAUCGUGGCGGUGUUUCUGCUCGGCGUUCUGUGGCCCAGGGCCAAUGGCGAGGGCGCGAUGGCGGGCCUGGUGAUCGGAUUCGCGUUCGGGAUCAUACGCUUCGUCACCAACUACUGGGCCGACCCGCCGUGCGCCGCCGGCUCUGGCGGCACGUUCCAGUGCAUGAACUUCAACCACAUGGCUUUG